This is a messenger RNA of Aspergillus ochraceoroseus IBT 24754, 1335 nucleotides long. Its product is annotated as putative proline-rich, actin-associated protein Vrp1. The transcript has 2 exons. The record is from RefSeq and is a predicted model, not a curated record. Gene Ontology annotation, molecular function: actin binding. NCBI's taxonomy places the organism in Eukaryota, Fungi, Ascomycota, Eurotiomycetes, Eurotiales, Aspergillaceae. Bases 1 to 1335 code for a protein of 444 amino acids.
AUGCCUCCUCCUCCCCCACCACCUCCCCCUGGCGGGAUGGGAGGCCCCCCUCCGCCUCCUCCUCCAGGAAAUCUACCGGGUAGACCGUCAAAGGGAGAAGUCAAGGACCGAGGCGCCUUACUUUCAGAUAUUAGUAAAGGCGCGCGAUUGAGGAAGACCGUGACCAAUGAUAGAUCGGCCCCGGUUCUUGCAGGUGGUGGAGCGAAGUCCUCAGGUCCCCCGUUAGGAGCUGCACCGCCGGUUCCUGGCAUGUCAAAACCUCCAGGUGGGCUAGCACCUCCUGUUCCGCCCGCAGCGAACAGACUCCGCAGUAACAGUGACACGGGUCCUGGGGCGGACUCCGGCUCAGCGGUGCCAUCUGCACCUCAGCUUGGAGGUCUUUUUGCAGGGGGAAUGCCGAAGUUGCGCAGUCGGGGAGGCGUUAAUACUGGCGCCAACAAGGAAUCAUCCCCAUACCUAUCAGACUCGGAGACCUCGCGCGCACCUAGGCCACCCGUUGCCUCCGCUCCGAAGAUUCCGGGAAUUCGUCCUCCACCUCCACCUUCUACAGAAUCACCGCCGGCUCCGCCUGUGAAUCCGUUAGUUGCAAAUCUACGGAAACCCCCUCCUCGACCAGGAUCGAGGCCGUCGUCAACGAUCUCGAAUUUAUCAACUAAGUCAGCGCCUGAGGCCCCUCCGCCCCGUGCCCCUCCACCACUACCAGGUUCAUCCAAGCCUCCAGUAUCCCUACGCAAACCUUCAGCCCCUCCAUCGACUAGCCCAGCUGCACCUCCCCCUCCUCCGCCUGCGGCGGCCGCUCCUCGACUACCACCAGCUCCUCCCGGGCCGACUCGAUCUACCCCCGCACCUCUUCCUCCGAAUGGAGCUUCUCCCGCAUCUCUAGCUGUCCAAGCCGCCAGGAACGCCCUUGGACAUAGCCACCAGACCCCAUCAGCGCCACCACCACCACCUCCUCCUCCUCCACCGCCAGCUGCUGCUGCAGCUCCCUCGGCCCCACCGCCGCCUCCUCCAUCAGCGCCCCACUCCCUUCCUUUAUCUGCUCCUCCUAGCGAGCCACCAUCACGACCUUACUCUUACGACUCUAAUGCCAGCCAUGUACCAGACCGUUCCGCUCUAGAUCCGAGCGCUUAUACUCUCUCCAAUGGCGGGCCGUCACCGGGAUCAAGCUCUCAUGGGCUAGGCUCACACGGCUCAGCGCGGAUAGAAGAUAAUCGGUUCAAAUUCCAAAGCGAAGGACUCUUACCUAAGCCGCGGCCGUUUGUGGGAGGUGUAAAGCGCUACCGAGCCGGAAGAGGAAGUAGUGUGCCAUUGGAUCUGAGUGUACUAGGAGGUUAG